AUCUAUUAUUAAAUGUGCCUCAGGAUCUGAAAGAGUUUCGCCGCCACCCUUCCAUUUAUCUGAUAAUUUUGUUUGGAUAGCGCCGGGGAUUUAGAUUCGCGUGAAAGGUUUCAAAAGCUGUGCAAAUGCAGGUCAGUUCUGGCGAAAAACUGAGUGCGUCGAUCUUCCCGUCACAUUUUUAUAGUUGGAAAAAUAAUUCUGAUGUUAAGACUACAAUCAGCGUUGGUAAACAAUAAAGAAAAACACUGACCAUAUCGGAUAAUCGGAUGUAGGUAUUAUUCUAAGAAUAACUGACAGCAGUUGAAAUGUUUAUCGUGUUCGUUUCUUUCAUGAUCCUUUUCGAGAUAGAGGUACUUGCCAACUACACCGAGGUUAAACUAACAUCAGAUGGACCCCUGCACGUAAAGCCGUUCCUAUUCGAGAACAGCAGCAUCCACUUCAAUAUCACAUUGGAUAAUAACUGCGGUAAUUGUUCAACGAAGGAGAUUUACGCUGAAAUUUACAAUAUAGAUGGAGAAUGCAUUUAUUCAAGCUACGAUAAUAUUACGGAUUACAACAGUAUAAUAAUUCCAAGUUUAAACAACAGCGACCUGUUUGAAAAUAUAUUGCCAGGUUCCAUUUACAUGAUAAAUAUAGAAUUUGAAGACAGCCCUGCGAUUAAGAAUUACACAGUGCCUGAGUGUGUAGGGAAUUAUUGUGUAUGCGUGACGCAAUGGACAAAUUUGAUAAAACUGAUUGACGUGGAAUUUAUCGGGGACCAUGAUUAUAGAGUGCAUUAUUCCUCUCAGAAUACAAGUUUGAAAAAAGGAAAUUAUCACAUCACGAAUGCUUUUUAUAUAAGGCAGGACAACAAUGAUCGCUUUGACGUACCUAAACUUAAAUAUAUAAAAAGCGCAUUUGAAAUUCCAAUGGAAUAUUUAAGACAUGGGGAUGUCUAUAAACUAGUCAUAGAAUAUACGGACGAUAAUAACAUUAAUCCAAUCUGCAAAUAUAAGUCCGAUCUUAAGUUUGUCGCACAACUCCCAUCCAAACACGACAAUUUCCUGAACUUCAAAAGAAUAAGCAUCUUUGUAUUGUUCUGCCUUGCGUUAAUAUUGCUGUGUAUUGUUGUGAAGUGGUCACUAUUUUCAUCUAAGGCCUUAGAAAGUAUUAAAAAAGUUUUAUUUUCGGACUACAGAAGAUCUCCGAUUAUCCAGAAUUUAAAAAAGUCUUCAUUUAGUUUGCCUAAUCAAGAAAUAAACACUUUGUAUACGCCUUUGGAAGUAUUAGAAGAUCCUUAUGAAUUUCCUCGACAGAACAUUGAAAUAAAAAAAGUCUUAGGUGUGGGAGCCUUUGGAGAAGUGUAUUAUGCCAAAGCUUACAAUCUAAAUGGUAUAUCAGGGUUCACGAUGGUUGCCGUGAAACUGCUAAGAGAAGGUGCUCCUAAAGAAGAACAGACGGAUUUCUUGGCGGAAAUAAAAAUGUUCAAAAACAUUGGCGUUCACAAGAACGUCGUUAAGUUUCUGGGCUGUGUGACAAAAAGUCAGCCGUAUAUGACUAUAAUGGAACUGGUAGCAAACGGCGCUUUGAAAGAGUAUCUUUUAAAAUUGAGAGAAAUAUGGAUCAAAAACAAAGACAGAAGGCUUUUCUUUCCAGAUGACAUGGACGAAAAACUGUUAAAAAUGUCCGACCCAAAAGAAUCAGAUUAUAUAAUGAGGUUUGAUGCUGACGUGCAAACUCCUCUUUUGUCAGAUAUCGGCAGCCGGCCCGAACCAGUGCUGGACCACAGGGAAUUAGAGAAUUUUGCUCUCCAGAUCGCCACCGGGAUGGCCUACUUGGAAAAAAUUCCCGUAGUUCAUAGGGAUUUGGCGGCGAGAAAUAUUUUGAUCACGAAAGAGAAAAUAUUGAAAAUAUCGGAUUUUGGGAUGUCUAGGUGUGGUCCGUACGUCAAUCGACAUUUCAAGAAAGUGCCCUUGAGAUGGAUGGCCAUUGAAGCCAUUGAACAGUUCAAGACUGAUAGUAAAAGUGACGUGUGGUCAUUUGGGGUGCUCUUGUGGGAAAUCGGCACGUUAGGGGCAUUUCCUUAUGAGAAUAUACCAAACGACUUAAUCCUGCAAGCGUUAAAAUCGGGGGCUCGUCUUUCCAGACCGGAAAUCUGCACCGACGACCUCUACACUUUGAUGCGGAGGUGUUGGAUUGAGAACCCUAAAGACAGGCCGACCUUCGCAGACAUCGUCGAGGACUUUAACGCCAAAAAACACGUCUAUGUGGACUUUAACCGGGUGAAUCCUAACUAUGUAUUCCCACCUACGGAUCCGAAAUAGUGGUUUUGAGAUAGUUCUGGAGAUAAAAUCUAAAAGGCGAAAUGACUGCCAAACCAAGCGAUCGAAGGUUAGAGCUGACCCAAAGAAUUCUACUCUAAACCACUAUGUCAACUACAUUCUUUGAGAUCUUGAAGAGUUUGUUAUAAUUAACUGAAGAAUUGUGAUCUAUGUAAAGCUAAACUUAUUAACAACAGUAUUUAUUUUAAAGUUCAAAAAGGUGUAUAUUUGAUUGAAUAUUAAAGCCGAAUCAGUUGUAAGUGUUGUGAGAAAAUGGUACAAAAUCAUAGGAUAUUAGAAACUAAGGUACCUAAUUAUUAGUUGUAGGUAUAUAUUAACGUUAAUUUAUAAUGUGAAUCUUAACUACUAUCCAGAUAAACGACAAUAAAGCAUUUUUUUUA
Anoplophora glabripennis (Asian longhorned beetle) is the source of this 2701-nucleotide messenger RNA. Its product is annotated as fibroblast growth factor receptor 3. Gene Ontology annotation, biological process: protein phosphorylation; multicellular organism development; cell surface receptor protein tyrosine kinase signaling pathway. The record is from RefSeq and is a predicted model, not a curated record. Gene Ontology annotation, molecular function: transmembrane receptor protein tyrosine kinase activity; ATP binding. The coding region runs from base 306 to 2303 and encodes 665 amino acids. Gene Ontology annotation, cellular component: signaling receptor complex. The transcript is spliced from 16 exons. Lineage: Eukaryota; Metazoa; Arthropoda; Insecta; Coleoptera; Cerambycidae.